UUCGCAUUUCCUUUCCACCCAAAGUCUCCCUCACCUGCCAGUCUGCCACUCGCUCGCUCUCUUCCACAACCCGCUUCCCCCAAAAACCAGAUCUACCACCUGCUCGGCCUUAGGGCGCUUCUUGGGCCGAGCCCUAGCAGUCCGGAAUUCCGAUCUCGGCCACCACCUCCUCUUCUCUCCUCUCCUCUCCUGAAAGCAGUAAGCUCCUCCGUUGCCAUACUCGUCCGCCCGGUCUCCCUCCCCUCCCCUGCUCCAGCUCGUCUGGUGGCGUUAUGAUUUCCUCGCGCUCGCGAGUUCAUCCUAGAUCUGCAUGGUCUGGGCUAGAUUCCGCCGGAUCUGUGGCGGCCGUUUAAAUCUGUGGGCUUUUAUUUUGCUGCGUUUAAGCGCGAUUUUGAAAGGUUUUCGCCCGUCCCGAUUUGGGCCUAGUGGGCCAUGCUGGGAUUUCUUCCGAUUUCCUGAAAUUUUACCGGUCGGUGUGCGGUCUACAAGUCCAGGCCAUAGAGGAGCUCCCGUGGCUGCUGUUCAUAGUAGGAUUUCGAAUUUGGGGCGCGAGGUUCUGUUCCGCGGGCCAGAUGAGAUCUGUAGUCUCCUCCAUGCGCCAUGGCAGUAAUUUGGGGAAAACUCUGCGGCGAGCGGACUUUUGAUUCUCAGUCAGCUGUGUCGACUGGGAAACGCUCAGGUGAUUGAAUUCAGAAGUUUGCGGGUACAUAAUCAUGUGGCACAUUCUUGCGAGACCAAGGAUGCUUAGGGUUUGAGCAGCUGUGGACAUGGUCUGAAGCUCUGUAGCUUAACCGUGUCAUGCAGCCCCCUUUGAAGUUCUAUAGCUUAAACCAUGGCAUGGUGAAAGCCCAAGCUCAAUGGCGCUCCAGUGUCUCACGCACGAAUUGAAGAUGGCACUAGCAAGUAGUGUUUCGUCUAAACAAGGAAAAGAAAGUUAGGAUUUUGGUGAUUUAUGAGCUUGUUCAAGAAUACGAGUGGUUGAGGAAGUAAGGGCAUACGUUUUUGGCUUUUAUGCAUUUUGUUUGACGAUCUCAAAAGUUCAGCGGGUAGCCUAUCAAGAUGGCCGAGGAAACUGCCAAUGACGCUCAGGUGGCACAAGAUAACGAGAUUGCUCUCAGCAAUGAGGCAAUCCAAGGUGAUGAGUUGGUCCAUGUUGAAGAGCUGUCCCAAGGUGAUGAUUUGGUUCAAGGAAAUGAGCUAGUUGUUUCUGAGGUGACAACUCCUACUAUUGGAACCAGACGCAGGAGAAAGAAGUCUUUGGUAUGGGAGCACUUCACUAUUGAAGCCGUCGCAGGUGGGGCCACUAGGGCAUGCUGCAAGCUCUGCAAGCAAACCUUUGCUUACAGCUCUGGUUCAAAGAUUGCUGGGACUAGCCAUCUCAAGAGGCACAUCACCUUGGGCUCUUGUCCUAAGAUAAAGAAUCAAGAGCAGAGGCUGGCGCUGCCUUCAACUGGAGGGACUGACAAUGAUGGCGAGGGAACUAUAGAGCGGCGAACCAAGAGACGCUACAGAUACACUGGUUAUGCAAAUGCUGCUUUUGAUCAGGACCGCAGUUGCUCAUACUUGGCAAAGUUGAUCAUUCAGCAUGACUACCCACUUCACAUUGUUCAACAGCCGUCAUUUGCCAUUUUUAUUGAAAGUCUGCAGCCACGUUUCAAGAUUGUGGAUGUUGAAACGAUGGAAGGAGAGGUAUAUGCUGUUUAUCAGAAAGAAAAGGAGAACCUGCUUCAAGCAUUCAACAGUAUGCCUGGAAGGAUCAGCCUCACUAUAGGAUUGUGGACAACUAGUCAGACUCUUGGGUACGUUUCACUUGCAGGGCAGUUUAUUGACUCUGAGUGGAAAGUGCACCGAAGAAUGCUUAACUUCAUGAUGGUGUCAUCUCCUCAUUCAGAGAAUGCACUUAGUGAGGCAAUUAGCAUGAGCCUUUCUGACUGGAAUAUGAAGGACAGGCUAUUCACCAUCACAUUGGAUAAUGAAUGCUCCUCACAUGAUAUCUACAGUGCAAAUCUGAGGGACCAUCUCUCCAACAAGAACAAUCUCAUGCUUAAGGGACAGCUCUUUGUUGUGAGGUGCUAUGCCCAUAUCCUUAAUGCUGUUGCCCUAGAUGUCAUUGCUUCAAUUCAUGGUGUUGUAUACAGCAUUCGUGAAAGCAUAAAGUUCAUAAAAGCUUCUUCUGCCCGCGAAGAGAAGUUUGCUGAGAUUGCUCUGCAGCUGGAGAUUCCCAGUACCAAGACCCUCUGUCUGGAUGUUACAACCCAGUGGAACACCACCUAUCUGAUGCUGCUGGCUGCUUUGGAUUAUAAGCAGACUUUCACUACACUAGAAACAUGUGAUGAUAACUACAAUGAAGCUCCAUCAGCAGAGGAUUGGAAGAAAGUUGAGGCUGCCUGUAAUUACCUGAAACUGCUAUACGAUUCUGCACAUAGUAUCAUGGCGGCAGCAAACCCAACUGCAAACAUCUUUUUCCAUGAAGCCUGGAAACUUCAGCUAGAGCUGGCAAAUGGCACAGGCCACGAAGAUCCCACUUUCAGUAGCAUCGCCAAGGAUAUGCAUGAGAGGUUCGACAAGUACUGGAAAGAUUGCAGCCUCGUGUUAGCCAUUGCUGUUGUCAUGGAUCCACGUUUCAAGAUGAAGCUCGUUGAGUUCAGUUACUCGAAAAUCUAUGGGGCUGGGGCUGCAAAGUAUGUUAAGGUGGUCGAUGAUGCUGUACAUGAGCUGUAUAAGGAGUAUGUGGCUCAGCCACUCCCACUGACCCCAGCCUAUGUUGACCAAGGCGAAGGGAAUAAUGGACCAGCCAAUGCGAAUAGCAGUCAAGGGGCUCCUGCUUCCACUGGUGAUGGGCUUCUAGACUUCGAUAUGUACCUUUCUGAGAUCCAAAGUAGCCAGCCCUCGAAAUCUGAGCUGGAGCAGUACCUAGAUGAAUCCCUCACUCCACGUAUCCAGGAGUUUGAUAUCCUGAACUGGUGGAAGCUAAACACGGUCAAGUUUCCAACCCUCUCUAAAAUGGCCCGUGAUAUCUUGGCCAUUCCAGUGUCCAUGGUAAGCAGUGGCAGCUCUAUAUUCUGUGCUGGAACAGGAAGUCACAUGCUCGAUGACUACAGAAGCUCUCUGCGGCCUGAGAUUGUGGAAGCACUUGUUUGCGCGAAAGACUGGCUCCAGUAUUCACCACCUGCCACCGAGGCACCGAGUUCUGCACUGGUGAAGGCUCAAGGAUCGUAGGUUUGUCGUGGUCACUGCCUGCCUUGUGGAAGCAAAGCAAGAAUCCAUUUACCCAUCUGUCGUAUCUCUGAGUGUAGUUAACUGUAGGUGUAUUGUAGGCUGAGAUUGUGAACCGAUUUUGAUAUAUUCUGGUAUCUAUCACGUAAAGGUGUAACAUGUGUUGAACUCUGCUGAACUCGUGGCUGUUCUGAUGUCGUCUGACUUUGCAGUUUGCACACUUCCCUAUGUGCUUGUACAAGCCGUGGGAUGUAUCUUGUUUUUGUAUUAAAUUUGUUUUAUACCGUGGAUUGA
Messenger RNA from Zea mays, 3510 nucleotides. RefSeq lists its product as uncharacterized. The coding region runs from base 1060 to 3219 and encodes 719 amino acids. The transcript is spliced from 2 exons. Gene Ontology annotation, molecular function: DNA binding; protein dimerization activity. NCBI's taxonomy places the organism in Eukaryota, Viridiplantae, Streptophyta, Magnoliopsida, Poales, Poaceae. The record is from RefSeq and is a predicted model, not a curated record.